GCAACUGUUCACGCAAAGAUUCGCAUGCGACGCAAACAUACUCGUCGCAUCGCGCAUAUCGUCGGUCCUACGCACACCCCACGCUUCAAAUUCAUCGUGGUCAUCGUGGAUCUACAUUUCAAGCAAAAACGCGCGUGUGUCGCGAAACUUAUAUUCGUCGCAUCGAGCAUCACGUUGGUUCUUCGCUUUUACACAUCGAGAAUCUACAUUCCUCGCAUCGCGCAAGUUUUUACAAAAUAUUUACAAUUUUAAUUAUGUAAUUCGUCGAAAUGUCAUUCGUCAUUCGUCGCGAAAAAAAUAAUUUUUGAUAUUAGCCGCCAUUGCAGCAUUGGGUGGCCAAUGCUGCCAACUAACGAAUACUUUAAAACACAUUUCAUGGAUGAACUGGUCAUUGUAGGGAGUGAAGCUUGUGCCUAUGUUAAGUAGUUUACACUAUACCUAAAGUUUAUGUGGUACUUUAAGUCCUUUAAGUCGCAAUCACCAAUAAUGGCAUCUGAAGACUUGAGGAGGUUGCGAGCUGCACGAAGUUACACCAAGGCCUCAAUCACUCGUCUCUUCAACUUUAGCAAUAAUGAGAAUGAUGUUGGCCUUAGUGCAAUUUCUGACUUGCAAACGAAGCGCGCCAGGAUAGAAGAGUUAUUCAAAGAUUACGAGCAAUGUAAUAAGGAGAUUUUAGCCUUAGACGAAGCUGAUGCGGAGGAUGUGGAGGACUAUGAGGCAAAGUACUACAACAUUCUCACUAUCCUCAAUGAGGCUAUAAAAUACAAGUCGUCCUCGUCUGAUGCGCCCUCGUCUGACGCUCCCGCGUCUUCCUGCAAAAAGGCUAAACUGCCUACUAUAAAAAUUGAAACUUUCACUGGUAAGUAUCGUGAAUAUACAGGUUUUAUUAACUUGUUUAAGGCAAUAAUACACAACGAUAGAUCAAUUGAUAAUGUCCAAAAAUUGUACUAUUUGCGCUCAUUUCUCGCAAAUGAACCCUUUGACUUGAUUAAGAACCUGCCUCUAGCUGAAGGCAGCUACGAGGAGGCUCUUAAGCUUUUAGAGGAGAGGUAUAACCAUAAGUUCAAAAUUGUAAAUGAACACAUUAAUGCCUUGCUUGAUAUAAAUGCCUUGGUCAAAUCUAGCCCUGCAAAUUUAAGACAGUUUGUGUCAUGCAUCAAACAAUCUUUAUCUGCAUUAAAGAAUUUAAAUGUAAGUACAGAUAAUUGGAAUCCUAUUAUAUUGGCUAUUUUGUACCGUAAAUUAGACACCUACACGUCACGGGCAUACCAAUUGGAGCGUGAUGACACUGAGGAGCCCACAGUUACCGAGUUCCUGCUGUACUUGGAGAAACGCGCCUUGGCACUGGAGAAUGCUGAGGCGUCGCCCACACCGGGGAAGUCUCACCACAAGGCAGUGGUAAAUGUGACAGCGACCGCCUCGCCUGCCUGCAGUUAUUGUAAGUCUAAUCACCGACUAUUUGACUGUAGCAAAUUUAAAAUGCUUACUAGUAGUGAAAGGAUAGCUUUCAGCAAAAAUAAUGACCUAUGCUCUGUCUGUCUAAACAAACACAAUGGAAAGUGCCGCUUUCAUUUCCGGUGCAGUACUUGCAAAGAGGCUCAUAAUACCUUACUGCAUCCGGACUCGGCUAACCAACCCCAAGUUUCUUUAAUAUCAAAUUUGGGGCAUAAUGGGGUACUAUUGCCCACAGACAGAGUGAAGUUAUAUUCACGGACAGGUAGUGAGGUUCAUGUGAAAGCUCUUUUAGAUUGUUGUUCACAAAGCUCUUUAGCCACCACUAAAUUAAUAAAUGUUUUAGGAUUGACCCCAAGCAAGGACAACAGCAACAUAAUUGGUGCUGGAGGAAAAAGUACUGAUACACAGUAUUCUAUACCUUUAGAUGUGUAUUCUUUGACCAUGCCUUACCGAGUCACUGCGAAUUGCAAUGUAAUGGAAAAAAUUACAUGCCAGCUGCCACAAAAUGCGAUCAAAUUGGACGCUAUUAAUAUACCUGAUGGGAUCACUCUGUCUGAUGCUGAUUUCCAUCAGCCGUCUGAGAUCAAUUUACUUCUAGGUGCUGACAUAUUUUUCCAGGUCCUCCUUCUGGAGCCAGUUCCGGGUCAGCAGGAGCGGUCUGCGCAGCCUGUUGAAGACCCAGCCAGUCCACAUCCGACGGUUGUAAAUACAAAGUUUGGCUACAUCAUAGGUGGGGGUUUACCACGACAACAAACCAGUGACAAAAGUAAGAAUGAAAGCUCAGUGUGCAAAACAGCUGAUGGGUUCUUUGCCACCUGA
This is a messenger RNA of Cydia splendana, 2274 nucleotides long. RefSeq lists its product as uncharacterized. Bases 448 to 2274 code for a protein of 608 amino acids. The record is from RefSeq and is a predicted model, not a curated record. The transcript has 2 exons. NCBI's taxonomy places the organism in Eukaryota, Metazoa, Arthropoda, Insecta, Lepidoptera, Tortricidae.